AUGCUACUUGUCAGAAUAAUGCCAUUUAUAUGUAUCUGUCCAAAAGGAUUUAGUGGAGAAAGAUGUGAAAUAGUUGAUAGUAAAAUAAUUCUAUCAUUUCAUAAAGAUAUUAUUUUACCACAAACAAUGUUUGUUCAUUUUAUUCGAGCGAUUGAUAAUGGUUCACAUGAAAAUGGUUCUACUUUCAAAACUAUUGUUACUAAUCAGAAAUCAAUUAUUAUUCAAUGGUCAUAUCCAUUUCAUGUUGCUUUUGUUGAUUUUUUUCAAUAA
Molecule: messenger RNA, 270 nt
Organism: Rotaria sordida
Lineage: Eukaryota; Metazoa; Rotifera; Eurotatoria; Philodinida; Philodinidae
Source: the annotation of a GenBank genome assembly